AUGGCUUCGGGACCGCACUUGGCCUUUGCCUUGUUCGCCAACGCACUUUCUAUCAUCUUUCUCAGUAUCGCGCUCAGCCAUGGUGUCACAUACAACGAUAUACCAACCCUCGACUCGGAUCAGUUUCCAAAGGAAGAGAACUGCGUCUACACGAACUUCCGGACAUCAUUCAGACACCGCAAUUCCGACAUGACAAUAGGUCAGAAUGUGCGGACCGGUCUAAUCGUGACCGGCAGUGUUCUUCUCGGAAUGUUCGUGUAUGGCGGACUAUAUGCGCUUGAGCACUACCUCGGAAGCAGGACCGAGUCGAAAACCUACCCGAUUCUGUCCAGGUGUACACGAUCAAUCGUGGGCAAGAGACGGCAACCUGAUGAGAAAGCAGCCAAACCCACAAUCACCGGCUGGUCUUUUGCGGCCGUGUCUCUCACCGGCAUGCUGUGCAGUCCCAUAUACUCAGUCUUGACGCGCGGCUACGCAGCCCAAGUGCAGGAUUACGACCCGUUCGUCGACUACGACGUGGUCCAGUUGCAGCAGUGGCUCACCCGAAGCGCCCACCUGCACGCCAUGAUGACGAACUGGAGGACCCCCCGGCCCGUCUCUUGGUGGGAGGACGUGGGCUUACUGCAAAAUCAGCUGGGCGAUACUCUGUAUCCGGAGCCCAAGACCCACGGCAUCGGCAUCAACGCGGCUUCUUGGCACGGGUACAGGCUGGCGGCGAAGCCGAUGUACGACCGGUCGUACGCACUGCCCCCGUACCACAGGUUUGAGAGCCUCGAGGCGCGGGUGCACGGGACCGAGGUGCAAGUCCGCUGCGAGACGAUAACGAACAAGUGCAACACGCCGCAUGCGCAGGGCGAGUUUACGUCGUUGAACGGGCCUUCGACUGCGAAGCCGGCGCUGUACGAGUACGAGGUGGAUUGCCGCAUACCAGGAAUGCAGCCCCUAGUCGCCAUCCAGGGCCGCAGUCAGCCGCUCCGGAUCGUCCACCAGCUCGUCCAGAAUCACGACGACCUCGAGGAGAUACCAACGCACUUUUUCGCCAUCCAGGAUUUGAGGUAUGACAAGCAGCAGGAUUGGUGGUAUCAGCGACCCACGGUUGUCCAAUGCAGAUACGAGGGCUACGACAGCCUGGUGAAUGUGAAGAUGGACUCGCUCGUCCGACCCCUCGAGAUCUCCGCAGACAUGGAGCCUUACGAAGACCUCACGGCCGCGGAUCCCAAACCCAUGAUCCAGAACAUCAGCUCUAUCUGGGGCUCCGAUGCCGGCGUCUUCACAUCUUCUAUACCAUUCGCCUUAAACAGUAACGGAGACUUAUUGUUGCAAUUUAUAUACGUCGACAUCCUGUCGGCCACAUUGACAGAAACGGCGCAGGCUUAUUGGAGCCUCAACCGCCAGCACGCUGAAGCAGCUGGUUGGAGUGAUCACGUGCCACUGAACGGGACGGCGAUCCGCGAGGGCAUCGCGCGGACCAAGUAUACGGAGAUCAGUGGCGGAGGCUGGGUAUGGCUCACUUUUCCCAUCGUUCUCCUUGUACUAUGCGUCGGGAUUAUAGGCGGUGCCCUGGCGCGCUCACUUCUGGCUUUCUGGAUACUUAUGAACUCUACGGACGACGCCUGGCUGCCGCUAGCGCAGACAGACAACGGCGAGGCGCCGGGGGCAGCAACGGUCUUUUCAGACGAUGACGAGCCCCCUUCACCAUCUCAAUGCGCACCAUAG
Molecule: messenger RNA, 1716 nt
Organism: Anthostomella pinea
Lineage: Eukaryota; Fungi; Ascomycota; Sordariomycetes; Xylariales; Xylariaceae
Source: the annotation of a GenBank genome assembly